AUGAGUGCUAAGUUGUUCGCUACCAUCGCCUCUGGCGCCUCAGCUCUAGUGAUCUUCGCUAGCUUGUUCUACGUCGGUGUCAUCUUCCAGGACAUCAACAACUUCUACGAUGACGUCAUGAGUGACAUGCAAGAGUUCAAGGUGAUUGCCAACCAAGCCUGGAGGGAGAUGGUUAUCCCAACCGCCUCAUCUGGAAACACUGAAGUCGGAACCAUCUUCGGACGUGACAAGCGUGCUGCUGGACACUGCGGUUGUGCCGCUCAGCCUAACAACUGCCCUGCUGGUCCUCCAGGACCUCCCGGAAAACCUGGUCUUGCAGGUGAAGACGGACCUAAUGGUGAGCCAGGAAGAGCCGGUACCCCAGGAAAGGCCAUGUUCAACCCCAAGACCCCAACUGGAUGCAUCACAUGCCCAGCUGGAGCACCUGGACCGGCCGGACCCGAUGGACCUCAAGGAGCUCCUGGACCUGAUGGACAACCUGGAGCACCAGGUGGACCAGGAAACGGUGCACAGCCUGGACCUCCAGGCCCAAUGGGAGAUGCUGGUGCGCCAGGACAGCCUGGAUCACCCGGAGCCCCUGGAGCCCCCGGACAGAACGGAAAGCGAGGACAUGGUGCACCUGGACCACAAGGACCAUCCGGACCAGCUGGACCAGCUGGACAACCCGGAGCCAACGGCCAGCCAGGAGGACCAGGACAGAGCGGCCCACAAGGACCUGCUGGACCUGCUGGAAAUGAUGGACAGGCUGGAGCACCCGGAACUCCUGGACAGCCCGGAGGCCCAGGUCUACCUGGAAGCGAUGCCGCUUACUGCCCAUGCCCUCCUCGUACUGCCGAUGUCGAGAGCACACAUCAAUCUCAGGGCGGUUACAGACGUCGUUUCUCCAAGAUCUAA
This is a messenger RNA of Cooperia oncophora, 894 nucleotides long. The record is from the annotation of a GenBank genome assembly. Lineage: Eukaryota; Metazoa; Nematoda; Chromadorea; Rhabditida; Trichostrongylidae.